Messenger RNA from Neurospora tetrasperma FGSC 2508, 768 nucleotides. RefSeq lists its product as uncharacterized. The transcript has 3 exons. The record is from RefSeq and is a predicted model, not a curated record. Gene Ontology annotation, molecular function: oxidoreductase activity, acting on the CH-OH group of donors, NAD or NADP as acceptor. NCBI's taxonomy places the organism in Eukaryota, Fungi, Ascomycota, Sordariomycetes, Sordariales, Sordariaceae. The annotation marks the transcript as partial.
AUGCCGAUGCUAGGAGGAAUCCCCGGCCACCCCAAGAGCAAGGUGCUCUUGACCGGCGGCACCGGCUUCAUUGCCUCCCACAUCCUCGAUCACCUCCUCGAAUGCGGCUUCGACGUCAUAGUGACCGCCCGCUCCCAAGCCAAAGGCGAGCGUGUCCUCGCCUCCAUCGCCAAUGCCUCCAACGUGGUCAACAGCGUCGGCUGCAAGGUGACCUACGCCGUGGUAGAAAACAUUGCUGAAGACGGAGCUUUCGAUGAGGUCAUCAAAACAAACCUCCCUCUCCACUACUGCAUCCACACCGCAUCCCCUUGCCAAUUCUCCUUCUCGGACCCAGUAAACGACUGUCUCCUCCCAGCCAUCAACGGCACCGUCUCGCUCUUGUCUUCUCUCCAGGAGUACGCCUCCUCCUCCCUCCUCCGCGCCGUCUUGACCUCCAGCAGCGCCGCCAUACUCAACCCGCCCAACCACCGCCCCGUGUACGAUGAAUCCUCCUGGCCCGACGAUCAGACCCUAAACUGGGACCUGGCCGCGGACCCCAACGCGCCCGGCGACACGACAUACAGAGCAAGCAAGAAGUUCGCCGAGCAAGCGGCGUGGGAGUUUGUGGAAGAGAACGAGCUCAGUUGGGACUUGGCGACGAUUAACAACACGUAUACCUUUGGCCCGCUGCCGAGGAGUCUGGACGUCAAGAAUGCCGGGGAAUUUAAGGUUAAUACGUCGAACGAGAGGAUUGCUGAUUGCUUGACGGGUAAGUGGUCCCAGGCAAUU